Cuculus canorus (common cuckoo) is the source of this 2381-nucleotide messenger RNA. RefSeq names its product acyl-CoA synthetase short chain family member 1 (gene ACSS1). The transcript is spliced from 14 exons. The record is from RefSeq and is a predicted model, not a curated record. Lineage: Eukaryota; Metazoa; Chordata; Aves; Cuculiformes; Cuculidae. Gene Ontology annotation, molecular function: acetyl-CoA synthetase activity; AMP binding. The coding region runs from base 26 to 2026 and encodes 666 amino acids. Gene Ontology annotation, cellular component: mitochondrion.
GCGGUGCCCGGUGUGUCGGUGCCCGAUGGCGCUGGCGGCUGCCGGGGCGCUGCGCGCUCUGCGCCUCCCGGCGCGGCUCCCGUUCGCUCCCCGGCGCUGCGGCUCGGGGGACGCGGCGGUGCUGCCGCCCGGCGGGUACCGGCACUGGAGGGAGCGGGCGGCCCGGGACCCCGCCGGGUUCUGGGCGGAGGCGGCGCGGGGGCUGCUGCGCUGGGACGGACCCUUCCACACCGCCUGCCAGCCCGGACCCGCCGGCACCGCACGGUGGUUCCUGGGCGGCCGCAUCAACGUCUCCGUAAAUUGCUUGGAUCAACAUGUUGAAAAGUCUCCAGACAGAGUGGCUUUGAUUUGGGAAAGAGAUGAGCCUGGCACUGCAGUGCAUGUCACAUACAGGGAACUUCUGGAUCUGACUUGCCGUCUUGCCAACACCCUGAAGAAAUACGGGAUACAGAAAGGGGACAAGGUGGCCAUCUAUAUGUCUGUGUCUCCCUUGUCUGUCGCAGCCAUGCUGGCUUGCACCAGGAUUGGUGCUGUCCACACUGUGGUCUUCGCUGGAUUCAGCGCGGAAUCCUUAGCUGGAAGGAUCAUGGACUCUGAAUGCAAAGCAGUUAUCACCUACAACCAGGGAGUCAGGGGAGGCCGAAUCAUAGAGCUGAAGACAACUGUGGAUGAAGCUGUGAAGAACUGCCCAAGCAUCAAACAUGUUUUUGUGGCUCAGAGGACAGAUAACAAAGUCCAGAUGGGUGAACGUGAUAUUCCCCUCGAGGAGGAGAUGGCCAAGGCAGCUUCUGUAUGUACUCCGGAGAGCAUGGACAGUGAAGACAUGCUUUUCAUGUUGUAUACCUCUGGCAGCACUGGGAAACCCAAAGGCAUUGUUCACUCCCAGGCUGGAUACCUGCUGUACGCUGCUCUCACACACAAGUAUGUAUUUGACUACCAGCAAGGCGAUGUUUUUGGCUGUAUGGCUGACAUUGGCUGGAUCACAGGACAUAGCUAUGUUGUGUAUGGACCACUCUGCAAUGGAGCCACCUCUGUCCUCUUUGAAAGCACUCCAGUGUACCCUGACCCAGGUCGUUACUGGGAAGUGGUACAGAGGUUGAAAAUUAAUCAGUUUUAUGGAGCACCUACGGCUAUAAGAUUGCUCCUGAAUUAUGGAGAAGAGUGGGUGAAGAAAUAUGACAGAUCUUCCUUGAAGACUUUGGGAUCAGUUGGAGAGCCCAUCAACAACGAAGCCUGGCAGUGGUUCUACCAUGUGGUGGGAGAAGGGCGCUGCACCCUUGUCGACACGUGGUGGCAGACAGAAACUGGUGGUAUCUGCAUUGCCCCACGGCCUUCAGAGGAGAAAGCUGAGAUUCUUCCGGCUAUGGCUAUGAGACCUUUCUUUGGGAUUGUGCCCGUGCUGAUGGAUGAGAAAGGAAAGGUUAUAGAGGGCAAUGAUGUGUCCGGUGCUCUUUGCAUUGCCCAGCCAUGGCCUGGCAUGGCAAGAACAAUCUAUGGAGAUCACCAGCGAUUUCUUGAUGCCUAUUUCAAAGUCUACCCAGGUUACUACUUCACAGGGGAUGGUGCUUACAGGACCAAGAAAGGCUAUUACCAGAUAACAGGGCGUAUGGAUGAUGUCAUUAACAUCAGUGGACACAGGCUUGGGACAGCAGAGAUAGAAGAUGCAAUGGCUGAUCACCCUGAGGUCCCCGAGACAGCUGUGAUUGGGUAUCCCCACAAGAUCAAAGGAGAAGGUGCCUUUGCUUUCGUAGUGGUAAAGGAGCAGACAACUCAUGUAGACCGUGUCAAAGAAGAGCUCAAAACCAUAGUGGCUUCCAAGAUAGCAAAAUAUGCUGUACCUGACCACAUUCUGGUGGUGAAACGUCUUCCUAAAACCCGAUCGGGGAAGAUUAUGAGAAGGCUGCUGAAGAAAGUGGUCACUGAACAAUCAAACAACAUGGGAGAUGUCACCACACUUGAUGAUCCAAGUGUUGUCAAUGAGAUAUUGGAUGCUUACCAGAAGUACAAGGAGAAGAGUUCCUCCUAGCAAGCACUUCUGGAAUCUUUCUCCUCUGGAAAUGUGGAAGGUCUCGAGCAACCAGGCAAACAACAUAGUUCUUUCUUGGUGUUGUUUAGAAAACCUGUGUUCCCUUCUAGGGAAAUGAGAUUUUCUGCUCCACGAUGUAUUUUGAGAUGCAGAGCUAAGAGCAGUCUGCAGUGUUGCACAGUGGGUGAACUCCCUUUCAUUGCUCUUAGAGCUCUUGUACAGGAGCCACUGGUGGUUUCCUUUAGCUAUGAGAAAAUUUAAUACUAGCUGAAGCAAGAUGCAGAUGUUAAUGUUUCUCAUUUUAAUGUUACUGUACACGGAAAUGUUUUUUAUACAAUACUUAGGCUAUUUUAAA